This is a messenger RNA of Desarmillaria tabescens, 4050 nucleotides long. Its product is annotated as glycosyltransferase family 1 protein. The record is from RefSeq and is a predicted model, not a curated record. The transcript is spliced from 17 exons. Gene Ontology annotation, molecular function: UDP-glycosyltransferase activity; hexosyltransferase activity. Gene Ontology annotation, biological process: carbohydrate metabolic process; sterol metabolic process. The annotation marks the transcript as partial. NCBI's taxonomy places the organism in Eukaryota, Fungi, Basidiomycota, Agaricomycetes, Agaricales, Physalacriaceae.
AUGCGUGCAGGUACACAGACUCUCAUACAAGCCCUGCAAGCUCUCCCCUGGACGAAGGAUCCUGAUAAUGAUGAUGACUUUGUGAAUCACAACAAUUUGACGCCUGCUACGGACUCGGACAGUGAAGACGGCGACAAAUCCAGUGAACCUCCCGCGCACUUGGCCUCUUCAAUACACACUAUAUAUCGCCCGUUAGCUCGCUCCCGCAAGUAUAGUAUCGGACCAAGCCAGCUGCAACGUCGAUCGACGCUUCCCGAUCACUCUCCCUCCAGCGAGGAGGAGCAGUCCUUGAGCGAGUCAUCGGCCCCGUCGGACGAAGAAAGCGUCGACGAGGCUGACGAUUUUGAGGAGGCAACACCAAGAAUGCCUGGCGUGGAAGAACCUGCAGCGCUGACUCCCAUCAUCUCGCCUUCCGUAAGGCAAAGAUUGACUGCUGAAAGCCUGGAUCAGUUGGGAAUGGUGCGUACCGGUAGUAUGGCUACGGUUCGCUUCCAGAGAAGAGCCAUGUUGGCGGAGAAAUUGAGGGAGGUCUUUGAACUUGAAGGCAUCGAGGAAGUCCGAGCCGAGAUGCCUUGCUGGUUGCUCCGGUCUAUUUUACUCCAAGGUUACAUGUACUUGACGAACGCGUACCUUUGCUUCUUCGCACACAUGCCCUCCAAAGAAGAUCAAGUUCUGAAAUCAGGGUCGUUAACAAAGAAGGCACAGCGUACCAAACGUUGGAUUAAGCAUUGGUUUGUGUUAAAGAAUGACGCCUUGAGCUGGUACCAAUCUUCAUCUGAUCCUUAUUUUCCUCACGGGAUAGUGGAUUUACGCUAUGCUAUUUCCUGCGAGCCUGUUCGCGAGAAAGAAUUCCGCGUACGAACAAACCAGAAGACCAUUCUUCUGUACGCAGAUUCCGUUCCAAGCAGAGAAGAGUGGGUGAAGGCUAUAAGGAAGGUCAUCUUCAAGGCACAGAACAUGGGCGAUAGCAUUGCCAUCCCAUAUUCUGCGAUCCUUGAUGUCGACAUAUCAUCUGCCAUGGAUUUCAGCGAAACAAUUGAGAUCAAAGUAUUUGAUAAAGACUCCUCGGAACAGCCUGUGGACUCCUAUUUUUUCGCGUAUUUUCAUGAUCUGCCGUCUGCUUUGGAACAAAUCCGUACUGCAGCGCGCGCGCACCGUGAACUUGAGGAGGGAAAGGCACAGUCGCUGAAAGGCGUCCUGGAUACAACGACAACCCGUCAGCCAGGUGCCGCAGUUAUAGAUCGAGUCGCUAGUAUGCCAACUGAGGGGAGCAAGGACAAGGCCACUGGGUCCGGUUUUAGAAUAUCCUCAUUUUUACGCCCUUUCCAAGAUUCUACGUCGCGUUCUUCAACAACACCUCCUGAAGUGAUACCAGACAUCAUGGAAGAGUUCACACACAUUUCUCGCAGAACGAAUUCGUCCUCGUUUGUUCCUGUCACUUCCACGGGGUCACCCAGUAAACAACUAGAUCCCUCCCGUAUAGCUAAUAAUAGCCCAGAAGCUUCCACAGACCUGACGCCCACGCCUUCAAAUAUCGGGAUUAAUCACACGUAUCCACCUUCCACUUCGUUGUCCUCUUCUAUUGAGCCUGAUAAUUCUUCGUUGAUCCUUAGAGAGACCAACGGAAGCAGCAACGUUAACACUUGGAGUGUUAGCAUCCCCGGUUGGUUGAAAGUCGGGCGACCGAGUCGUUUCUUUGCAUCUAAUGAAUCAUCAUCCAUGACCUCAAGUCCUCCUGUGGCGGUAAAAGAAAUGUACUCCUCGACAAGCAGUAGCAUCUUAGGAAGCAGGUGGAGCGGCGCUGGUGAUCUGGCCUUCAGCGUUCUCGACACGCCUAUUAACAAUAUCGACAACGAAGUCGUUGAGAAAUUUCGCGCCUCUUUUGCCUACGAUGAGAAAGAGACGUUACUCGGAUAUUUCCCGGGCUAUAUAUUUCGACUCUUGCCCGUUUUUGGACGGCUCUACAUUUCAACCAAUUACUUCUGCUUCAAAUCUACGGGUCCGCUGACUUCUCGUACCAGGAUGGCACUUCCAAUCAGAGACAUCUUGUCAACAGAAAAGUCGAAAGCUACUAGGUUUGGCCACCAUGGGCUCAUAAUCAUUGUAAGGGGACAUGAAGAGCUCUUUUUUGAGUUCGGUGCCGAAGACAAACGAGACGCUUUUGUAAAGCUACUGGAACAGCAGAUGGACGAUGUUCGAAGACGUCUUGCGGCUGGCGAAAUGUCCGUUCCUACGACUGGCAAACGGGACGCACUUAUACUAGAGGAAUUUGAAGCCAGAUCGUCUCGAAGCAGUCCUGAAUCUGAUCCAGUGCCCACUACGGAGAAUCUGACUGAUUCUCUACCCGCCGUCAUGUUUACUUCCGCUUCUUCGACGUUCUUGACAUUCAAACCACAGAAAAGCCUGCACUUUACGUUCCUCACCAUUGGAUCCCGAGGGGACGUUCAGCCUUAUAUCGCAUUGGCUAAGGGCCUCAAAGCCGACGGACAUCGGGUCCGCAUAGCGACACAUCGCGAGUUUAAGGAUUGGAUAGAGUCGGCGAGUGGAUUUAUCUCAUUCCAUGGUAUCGAGUUUGGCUACGUUGGGGGUGAUCCUGCAGAGUUAAUGCGAAUCUGCGUGGAGAAUGGCAUGUUUACUUUGUCCUUCAUGAAGGAGGGCUUGCAAAAGUUCCGAGGAUGGCUGGACGAUCUAUUGAAGACGUCUUGGGAAGCCUGUCAAGGCACGGAUGUCCUAAUAGAAAGUCCGAGCGCUAUGGGAGGCUUGCACAUCGCUGAAGCGCUUGCAAUUCCUUACUUUAGGGCAUUCACCAUGACUUGGACCCGUACAAGGGCAUAUCCCCAUGCUUUUGCUGUGCCUGAACGAAAGAUGGGAGGCGGUUACAAUUAUAUGUCCUAUGUCAUGUUCGAUCAGGUCUUCUGGCGGGCGACGUCCGGACAAAUCAACCGUUGGCGAAGAAACGUAUUACAUCUCAGUGGCACAAGUCUCGAUAAGAUGGAGCCUCAUAAAAUACCUUUCCUCUACAAUUUUUCCCCGCACGUGGUGCCGCCACCCCUCGACUGGCCGGAAUGGAUUCGCGUGACAGGGUACUGGUUCCUCGAUGAUGCCGACGUUAGCGCCAAGAAAUGGGUUCCUCCUGAAGAUCUAGUUGUUUUCAUUGAUAACGCGCAUAAACUUGGCAAGAAGGUUGUAUACAUCGGCUUCGGCAGCAUUGUGGUAUCCGACCCCAGGGCGAUGACCCGAUGCGUCAUUGAGGCCGUUGUUCAAAGUGGAGUCCAUGCUAUCCUGUCGAAGGGAUGGUCGGACCGUUUGCACGUAAAGUCUGCAGACGCCUCUGAUCUCGAAGAGCCACUACCCAAGCAGAUUUACUCCAUUGCGUCCAUCCCUCAUGAUUGGCUUUUCCAGCGCAUAGAUGCUGCAUGUCAUCAUGGAGGUGCCGGCACAACUGGUGCAAGCCUUCGUGCCGGUCUUCCAACAAUUAUCAAGCCUUUCUUUGGGGAUCAAUUUUUCUGGGCCGACCGUGUCGAAGCAUUAGGAGUCGGCUCAAGUGUCAGAAAACUGACAGUAGAAACCUUAAGGGAUGCCCUUGUCCUUGCCACAACAGAUCAGAAACAGAUAGAUCGAGCUAGAUUACUUGGAGAGCAAAUCAAAGCGGAGGAUGGUGUUGCCACAGCCAUAGAAUCUAUCUAUCGUGAUCUUGAAUACGCUCGCUCGCUGAUGAAGCGAAGUCCUCCCGACAUCGAUGAAGACGAUGAAGAGAUAGAUCCUGAACACGUCACCAUUCGUCGUUAUCGCCGUAAUUCUCUGCCUGUAGAUCCUUCAUCUGGAUACAGUUCAAGCGGAUCUGCUCGAGGCGGUGCUCCUAGUGAAGAUUGGAGCGUCAUUUCAGAACAAGACGAGCGAAGAUCUUCUUUUGGUUCUCGAAUCAGCGAUGGGAAAUCGACCAUCGAGCGUUCUAAUACUAAACGUAACAGUCUAGCGGCCGCCGUAUUGUCAGUUUUACCCGACUCGUUGACGUCCUCUCCACGUCGUCGUACUAUAUCAGCUAGCUCC